AUGGCCUUGACAUCGUGGAAAGCAUUUCGAUUCUUCGAUGUUAGUCCCAUCAAGCUCCCUGACGCCGACAAGUCCAUUCUAGAGCAAGGCAACGUGAGUUGCAUAAUCGCCAGCCCCGACCACGUCUACGUCGGCUCUCCAGAUGGUCAUCUUCGUAUCCUAGACCAGACCUUCAAAACAACCCAAUCAUGGAAGGCUCAUGAAUCCGGUGCAUUAACCAACAUCCGCCAAAUCCCUCACUCGUCACUACUCGUCACCCUCGCCGAAGACCUGCCUCAUGAGCCUGUCCUGAAAGUCUGGGCUUUGGAUCGUCCUGACAAGAAGACUGGCAUACCACGUUGUCUCACCACCAUCUCAGUCACAAAUGGAAGGAAGCCUUUCCCAGUAUCUGCAUUCGCGGUACUGCGCGAUCUGUCACAAGUCGCUGUUGGCUUUGCGAACGGUGCUGUGACGGUGAUAAGAGGUGACUUCAUCCAUGAUAGAGGGACAAAGCAGCGUACUGUACUAGAGACCGACGAGCCCAUCACUGGUCUGGAGUUCAGAGAAGCCAACGUCACCACUCUCUUCAUCUCCACCACUAGCAGGAUAUCCACUCUCAUCAUCUCUGGCAAAGGUCAAGGUCAGCCCGCUCGUACACUGGAUGAACACGGCUGUGCCGUUGGUUGUCUGACCAAAGACUUGCGUUCCAAUGAUAUAAUCGUUGCACGCGACGAUGCUGUUUACGCCUACAAUCCGCGUGGUAGAGUUGCCUCGUAUGCCUAUGAAGGCUCGAAGAAGCUCACCGAGACGUACAAGGAUUACAUCCUUCUGGUCUCGCCGCCAAAGAGCAUGACGAAUGCCCCCACGAGAUCGUUUGGUGGAGGCCAAGCAGAUGACCUCUUCAGCACCUCGAAUUUCACCAUCCUGAACCCUGACCUCAAACUCAUUGCACAUACCGAGGCUUUGCCUAGCCAAGUGAACGCUCUGUUCUCUGCGUGGGGCCAGGUCUACAUCGUCACACUCGAUGGCAAAGUCCUGCGAUACACCGAGAAGACGUUCCAACAGAAACUCGAGAUUCUGUAUCAGCGCGAGUUCUUCGUGCUUGCGAUCAACCUGGCGCAAAAGGAGAAGGUCGAUGUCGUCCAGCAGAACCUGAUCUUCCGCAAAUAUGGCGAUUACCUAUACAGAAAAGGCGACUAUGAUACUGCUAUGCAACAAUACCUUCGCGCGAUCGACAACACCGAACCGUCACAAAUCAUUCGCAAGUUUCUCGACAACCAAAGGAUACGCAAUCUUAUCGAAUAUCUGGAAGAGUUACAUGAGCAUCACAAAGCUUCUUCGGAUCACACUACACUGUUGUUGAACUGCUAUGCAAAGUUGAAGGACGUUGAGAAGCUCGAAGACUUUAUCAAAUCACCCGGUGAUCUGAAGUUUGACCUCGACACUGCCAUCACAAUGUGUCGUCAAAGUGGUUACUCAGACCAGGCAGCAUUCCUUGCCAGGAAACAUAAUGAGCACGGCUUAGUUGUUGAUAUCCUGAUCGAAGAUCUGAAGAGAUACGCCGAAGCCUUGGCUUAUAUCUGGCGUCUGGAACCUGAACAGGCUUACGACAGCCUUACCAAAUACGGCACUGUGCUUCUUGAACACUCUUCAGAGGACACGAAACAACUCUUCAUCGACUAUUUCACAGGCAACUUCAGACCCAAGAAGGAUGCCGUAGUAGAGCAAGAAAUCACUCCGGAGCAGCAGCAAUCUGGAGGUAUUGGAAAGAUGGCAACUUCAGCUGUGCAAAAUCUGGCUGCUCUGAUUCCUCUACCAUACAUGAGUGCAGAUGUACCACGGACGCCUGGUGGAACCAAGACUACUCAGCAAGUCAUCGAGACUACUGUCGAGGACGAGUACGUCGAGUACAAGGUGCCCAAACCAAGAGCGGCAUUCUCUUCAUUCGUGGACCAUCCAGAUGAGUUCAUCUCGUUCCUUGAGGCCUGCAUCGCUAGCUCUGGCCUAAAAGAUGAGGACAAGACAGAUCUCUACACAACCUUGUUCGAGAUGUACUUGCAGAUUGCCAGUAAGAAGACUAGUGACGACAAGACCAAGUGGGAAAGUAAAGCGAGACAGUUGGUUGAGGAACAAAAUACACGUAUGGGCACUUCCAACAUCCUCCUACUCUCCCACCUCUCAAACUUCCGCGACGGCACUACUCUCGUCCGCGAACAACGCGGCCUCUACUUCGAUAUCUUUCGCUCCUACACAUCCGCAAACGACACCCCCAGCGCCAUAAAAGCCCUCCGCAAAUACGGGCCCUUGGAACCGCAACUGUACCCAGCCGCCCUCGCCUACUUCACCUCCACGUCUGCAGUCCUCGCCGAAGCAUCUUCCGAGCUUGACUCCGUACUCAAGAAAAUCGACGAUGAUGGUUUAAUGGCUCCGCUUCAAGUCAUCCAAACGCUAUCGCAAAGUCAAGUUGCGACCAUGGGAUUGGUAAAGACGUAUCUUUCCCGCACCAUCGAGCGCGAAAGAGCAGAAAUUGCUAGUAACCGCAAACUCAUAUCCUCCUACCGCAACGACACAGCAGCCAAAGCCAACGAACUGGAAACCCUGGCCUCUAAACCCGUCUCUUUCUCCGCUACUAGAUGUUCUGCAUGCGGGGCUCCCUUGGACCUACCUACUGUGCAUUUCCUCUGCAAACACUCAUUCCAUGAAAGAUGUUUGUAUGUUGGCGCUGGUGAUGAGGAGUCGGAUGUUGAAUGUCCAAAGUGUAGCGGUGAUAAUGCGACGGUUAAGGCGAUUAGGAGGGCUCAAGAGGAGAGCGCGGAUAGGCAUGAGUUGUUUGUGGAUGCGUUGGGCAGGAGUAGGGAUAAGUUCGCUACUGUUAGUGAGUGGUUUGGAAGGGGCGUCAUGGGGAGGGGUGUUUCUGUGGUCGAGUAG
Messenger RNA from Aureobasidium namibiae CBS 147.97, 2907 nucleotides. Its product is annotated as vacuolar protein sorting protein-like protein. Lineage: Eukaryota; Fungi; Ascomycota; Dothideomycetes; Dothideales; Saccotheciaceae. Gene Ontology annotation, molecular function: protein-macromolecule adaptor activity; protein binding. Gene Ontology annotation, cellular component: HOPS complex; endosome. Gene Ontology annotation, biological process: vesicle-mediated transport; intracellular protein transport; organelle fusion. The record is from RefSeq and is a predicted model, not a curated record. Bases 1 to 2907 code for a protein of 968 amino acids. The transcript is spliced from 4 exons.